Molecule: messenger RNA, 2679 nt
Organism: Clonostachys rhizophaga
Lineage: Eukaryota; Fungi; Ascomycota; Sordariomycetes; Hypocreales; Bionectriaceae
Source: the annotation of a GenBank genome assembly
AUGACUUCGAAUAUUUUCGGACGGCACGCCGCCUCCGCGGGCACUCGAUCUUUCUACGAAGAAUUACACACCCGAGAUGACGAAGAGGACUUAGAAGACCAGGCGGGCUAUAAUAUCGACGAGGAGAAUCUGAGGCACCAAUUCAACGAUCUUGACGCGAAUGCGCUUGGCCCCUCGGACAGCCGCGUCACAGUAGCAAGCACUGCGAUGGGUGGCGUUGGCGAGCCACAGGGUCGCACAAGUUCCCGUGGUAGGCGCGGGUCCUUAUCUCGCUGGAAGUCGCCCGAAGAUGAAAUAGACAACGACGUUCCGGCGUCCUUGUUGGUCGAGCCAAAUGAUGGAGAACGCCCGAUAUCACCGUUGAUACGACCCGCAGGCUCUCGGCCGUCCCAUGGGCAACCGCACGCCAUUCCUGGCCCAUCUUCGGCGCGGGCGGACGCCCGAUGGGAUACGGCAAGAGCCCAGCAACAACUACAUGAACCGAUUCCAAAGAGGUCGCAGCCGAUAUCGCUGAUGGCUGGUCGGAUACCUGGUGGGCCCAAAGAGAAGGCGCUCUGGCGGUGGGUUAACACCUCCAACCUCGACAGCUUCAUGCGCGAUGUAUAUGAUUACUUUGAGGGCGGUGGCCUAUGGUGUAUCCUUUGUUCAAAUGCCUUGUGGCUCAUUGAGACUCUGUUCGUGGCGGUUUUGCUUACUUUCCUCACCCAAUGUGUGGAUUACAGCAAGCUCCCGCACAGCACAUCUCUUAAUCAGGUUGUGGUCGGCCAGUGUACGAGAAAAAUGUCCGGAUUAUGGAGUGUUGGCAUUUGGCUCUAUUCCUUCUUCUUUCUGUGGAAAUCUGUCCAGUAUUUCCUCGAGCUAAGGAGGCUCAGCCAUGUUCGCGAAUUUUACCUGCACCUUCUCGAGAUUCCCGAGCAGGAUAUGCAAACUGUCUCGUGGCAAGACAUAGUUGCUCGGAUCAUGGCGCUGCGUGACCAGAACCCGAAGACGGCCACUAAUAUUCCGCGAAACCUACGUCGGUUCAUCGGGAGUCAAUCGAAGGAGCGGCUAGAUGCUCAUGACAUUGCCAACAGGCUUAUGCGUAAGGACAACUACCUUAUCGCGAUGAUUAACAAAGAUGUUUUGAAUCUGUCCCUGCCAUUCCCGUUCUUAAGGGGCCGACAGCUGUUUUCAAAGACCAUGGAAUGGAACUUGCACUUUUGCAUAUUGGAUAUGGCAUUCAACGAGCUUGGGCAAGUUCGGCAAGAUUUCCUGCGAGCAGAUCGCCGGCGGAUUUUGAGCCAGAAGUUGAAGCAACGCUUCUAUUUUGCAGGUUGCUUGAACCUAUUGUUUGCCCCGGUUGUCCUGGCAUAUGUCAUCAUUGUGUACUUUUUCACAUAUUACAACGAAUAUCAGAAAGAUCCCAAGCUGGCUGCGGCACGCAAGUACACGAGGCUGGCAGAGUGGAAAUUUCGCGAAUUCAAUGAAUUACGCCAUAUCUUUUAUGAAAGAAUUCACAUGUCGAUUCCGUUUGCGACCCGAUACAUUGACCAGUUUCCGAAGCGUAUGACUGAAGACAUUGCCAGGACCAUUGCCUUUAUGACUGGGGCGCUCACAGCAGUACUGGCCAUGCUUACUAUUUUCGAUUCUGAACUUUUCCUGGGAUUUGAAAUUACGAAAGACAGGACGGUAAUUUUUUACCUCGGUGUUUUCGGAGCUAUCUGGGCUGUUACUAGAGGAAUGGUGUCCGAAGAGUCGGACGUUUUUAACCCCGAAUACGCCUUGCGCAACGUUUCCGAGUACACGCACUACAUGCCUGACCACUGGCAAGGUAGGCUCCAUAGCUUUGAAGUGAAGCAGGAGUUUGAAGAAUUGUACAAGAUGAAGGUCGUGAUUUUCUUGGAGGAAAUUCUGGGCAUCGUCACAACCUCACUACUGCUCCUUUUUUCACUCCCCCACUGCAGCGACCAGAUUAUCGACUUCUUCCGGGAGUUCACCAUUCAUGUUGACGGACUCGGAUAUGUUUGCUCGUUCGCUGUUUUCGAUUUUAAGAAAGGAAUGGGAGAUGGCCAAGCCAUGCCGAGUCACGAUGUUCGUGAGGACUACUAUUCAACCAAACACGGGAAGAUGGCAGCAUCGUACUAUGGGUUCAUUGAUAACUAUGUCAUCAACCCCAAGACGGGAAUACCGGGACAUUUGCCGCCCGGGACUCGGCAUCCCUUCCACCCUCCACCGGUCUUCCCGGCGCUCAAUUCACCGACGUUUGCGGCCGAUAUGCACGGCUCCUUCGCUGGGAGACCCGAGACUGGGAGAGCGAGGAGCCGCGGAGUUAGAGCCGGCACACGGAUGCCUCCCCCUGCACCAUCACCCAUGGCAUCGAUGCUUUUGGAUCCCCAUCAUCAACCAGCUGGUGUAAGUAACGCGACAAGAGGUCUCCACCGGUCCCGUUAUCCCCGAGGCCCAGCCUACGGAGAAAGUCAGAUUAUGGAGGAAGGUGGAGAACAGCUGGAUCAGGAGGAGGAAAUGUAUGAAGGCGGCGAUAUUCUCGAAGAAUCAGCUUGGCAGACCUCACCCGGAAGGGGUCUGAGCCGAGAUAACAGCGCUACAGACACGAAAGAGCCAGAGGCCGGGGUAUUGGGUAUGAUUUACCAACUCAGGCAGACACAGCGCUACCGGCGAGGGGGACCAGGCGUAGUUUAA